Messenger RNA from Syzygium oleosum, 1935 nucleotides. RefSeq lists its product as uncharacterized. Bases 232 to 1905 code for a protein of 557 amino acids. NCBI's taxonomy places the organism in Eukaryota, Viridiplantae, Streptophyta, Magnoliopsida, Myrtales, Myrtaceae. The transcript has 5 exons. The record is from RefSeq and is a predicted model, not a curated record.
CGAAAACUUACUCAAGAAGCACCCCCAGCGCCGAGCUACAGCAAAAAACUUCGCCACGAAGACCCUGUCUCAACACUUUUCAAAAGCCCUCGCCUUUUCCCUUACUCCACCAUAGAAGAGGCGAAGCUCUCUGUCUGUGACCAAGACUUUGAGAAGAAGAAGCAGCUCUUAACAAUUGCAGGGUCGAAGCGACGAUCCGGAGUUAAUUCUCUGCACAGACCAAGUCCGAGCAUGGCAGCAACCAAGAUGAGUUUGAAGCUUCUUGUCGACAAGAGAAACCAGACCGUGCUCUUUGCCGAAGCCGGAAAGGACUUUGUGGGUUUCCUUUUCCAUUGUCUGGCUUUGCCAGUCGGAACUAUUAUGAGUCUUCUCGCGAAAGCAGGCACGGUGGGUGGCUUCUGCAAUCUUUACAUGAGUGUCGAGAAUCUCGGUGACACAUACAUUAAACCUAGAGAGAGAGAUGCUCUUUUGAAUCCUAAAGCACUGAGCUCUGGUCCAGAUGUUCUGCUCUUCUUGUUGCCCGAAGCUCUGCCUUCUGUGCCAAUUACCUACUACACUUGUCCUCGUAUUUCCAGCGAUUUCUUCAGUGUAAACAAUUCAUGCCGUAGCUGUGUGACGGGUUCCCCUUCUACAAGAUGUCCUGGUUGCAACGAAACGAUGAGCAAGAAAUUGUCAUGGGUUGUGGGACCAGGUGCUGAUGCCGCAUCCUCGGCUGAGGUACCCGGUGCGGAGGGUGGUUAUGUGAGCAGCGUCAUGUACAUGGUGAUGGACGAUCUGGUUGUGAAGCCCAUGUCCCCCAUCUCUGGCAUCACUCUCCUCAAGAGGUUCAAUGUGCACGAAAUCGAGGAUCUUGAAGAGAAGGUGGUCGACUUCGGCUUGGAUGAGGCCGUAAAGUUGUUGAACGCUUCGUUGCACUCCAAAACGGUUCUCACGGACAUAUUCAGCGGGAGGGAAUCAGCGAAACACUACUCUUCAACUCUAGAAACUAGUCUUUGUUAUAUAUUUGCUUGCUGGGGUAGUUUAUACAUGCUGGUUUGUAAGAUGCUGAUGAAGCUAUUCAAUCCCCAUCGAGAAUUCGACCAAAAAAAAAAAUCCCCAUUGAGAAAAUUAGUUUCGGAAGGAAGGUAUUUUUUAGAUUGGUCUAAUUCUCUUGACAGGUCAAGAACAAAAACAAGCAUGGCAGCAACCAAGAUGAGCUUGAAGCUUCUUGUUGACAAGAGAAGCCAUACGGUGCUUUUUGCUGAAGCUGGAAAGGACUUUGUGGAUUUCCUUUUCCACUGUUUGGCUUUACCAGUUGGAACUGCUAUUAGUUUUCUCACCAACGCAUGCACAGCAGGUAGCUUAGGCAACCUCUAUAAGAGUAUUGAGAAUCUCAAUGACAUAUAUUUAAAACCUAACCAGAAAGAGACUCUGUUGAAGCCCAAGCUACCAAGCAGUGGUCCAGAGUUCCCGUUAUUAUUACCUGAAGCUUCAUCUUCUGCACCAACUAACUACUACAGAUGCUCUAAUUCUUCAGCUUCAAAAUGUAACUACAUCACUGAUGCCCCCUCAGCAAAAUGCCCUUAUUGCGGUUACAGUAUGAGUACCAGACUUUCAUGGGUUGUUGGGCCAGCUGCGUCAUCCUCGUCUGAGGCAUCUGGCGGUGAGGGUGGUUAUGUGAAAGGCAUUGUAACAUACAUGGUGAUGGAUGAUCUGGUCGUGAAGCCUAUGUCCACCAUUUCUUGUAUUACUCUCAUCAACAAGUUCAAUGUGCAGGAAAUUGGGGAUCUUGAAGAGAAGGUGAUAAAUUUUGGGAUGGAUGAGGCCAUAAAGCUGUUGAGCGCUUCAUUGCACUCCAAAACGGUUCUCAUAGACAUAUUCAGCGGGGUUCUCACAGACAGAUUCAGCGGGGAAGGACCUCAGUGAAACGCUAUUCUUCAACUUCGGAAACUUUUC